AUGAAGUAUGCGAAUAUCAGUGCAAACGCCUUGCGGCGUUUCUUGAUUGACCCGUCAUCACUUUGCGAUCUCUUUAAGUGGACGACUCUAGUGGUUUGUCAACUUGACCCGGAAACCAAUACAGUUCAUCCAGUGAAGAAUAUUCGCGAGCCCCCACAGGUCAAGAAGAAACCAGGAGUUUGCACUACUGAAGACUGGAAAGGCGUGAAGUUUCCCGAGAUUGGCACAAGAGACAGCUACAGCCUUUCGAAGAUAGACAAACAUUUGGCACCCAAGAGAGAAAGCUCAGUUAAAAAUAUUGCUGCGCAGCACCCAUAUCUAUCCCCCUCCAAAGCAAAACAGGUCGACAAAUGGAUCGCUCGAGAUACCACAACUAAGGACAUUCAACAAGAUGAGCCCAAUAAGCGCGAGCUUAGCCUGCAAUCACGAGCAGGAACACCUACUGUUGUCUCGUCGCAUGAUGAAGAGAGUCUUCGCUCACGCAGGGAGAAGGCAGAAGGCCUGAAAACCCGUCUCACUUUUACGCCGGGUGGGGAGUUAACCAAUGCUCGGCGCAAACCACUUCUCUCGCAGCCUCCAAAGCAAGUCGACCAGAGCAUCGGCAAAAAGUUAGAGCAGAGACCCCCCCUCUGUGUCUACAACUGGUCCAAAAGAAGACUCAGUUCUCAUUUUGGGUGGCCCAAAGCGUUCAUAUGGCUACUUCUUGACUCGUGGACAGCAAGCGAGAGCUAUGGCAGCUGA
Penicillium soppii is the source of this 741-nucleotide messenger RNA. RefSeq lists its product as uncharacterized. The transcript has a single exon. The record is from RefSeq and is a predicted model, not a curated record. Lineage: Eukaryota; Fungi; Ascomycota; Eurotiomycetes; Eurotiales; Aspergillaceae. Bases 1 to 741 code for a protein of 246 amino acids.